Molecule: messenger RNA, 3387 nt
Organism: Ziziphus jujuba (common jujube)
Lineage: Eukaryota; Viridiplantae; Streptophyta; Magnoliopsida; Rosales; Rhamnaceae
Product: auxin response factor 8
Exons: 14
Coding region: 539-3091 (850 amino acids)
Biological process (GO): regulation of DNA-templated transcription; response to hormone
Cellular component (GO): nucleus
Molecular function (GO): DNA binding; protein binding
Source: RefSeq, a predicted model, not a curated record
UCUCUUUUCUCCAAAAAAAAAAGCUUUUUUUUUAUUUUCUUUUUCACUGUAAAUUUCCACAGCCCAAAAUCCUUCUCUCUCUCUCUCUCUCUCUCUGUUACUGGGUCUCUGAAUCCAUGGAUAGUGAUAGCCUACAAAAAGAGGAAGGCUUUCAUUUACUCUAGCAAGCAAUUUUUAUUUUUUUUCCUUUUUUCUUUUAGUACUGUGAUGUGUCUGCUCUGCUGAGCUCAUCCAUGGUGAUCUUGAAGAACGUGCUACUCCUAUGGAGGGAGCCUUUUCCACUAUUUGGUGUUUGAAUUGUGAAGGAUCUCAUUGAAUAUGGUGAAGAAAUGUCAUGGCUUGAAGGAGAUGGUAAGUGGGUUUCCUCUGGAGUGCAAUGGGUAUGUGCUGGUAAAAAUAAAGUCUUUGUUAUUGGGAUGGUCAAUAAGGGUGAGCAUUGCUGUUGUAUUAUAAAUUAGGGUUCUUUAUUUUAUGGUUUUGACUUGGGAGGAAUAAAUAAAGAGUACCCAGAAAACAAAAAAGUGAGAAAAAGCUUGAAAUGAAGCUUUCAACAUCAGGGUUGGGUCAGCAGGAUCAUGAAGGAGGCGAGAAGAAGUGUUUGAAUUCAGAGCUAUGGCAUGCAUGUGCUGGGCCUCUUGUGUCCCUACCAUCGCCUGGAACUCGUGUGGUCUACUUCCCUCAGGGCCAUAGUGAGCAGGUUGCUGCCACAACAAACAAAGAAGUUGAUGGCCAUAUACCAAAUUAUCCAAGUUUGCCGCCUCAGUUGUUCUGUCAACUCCACAAUGUCACCAUGCAUGCAGAUGUUGAAACUGAUGAAGUAUAUGCGCAACUGACAUUACAACCUUUGACACCGCAAGAACAGAAAGAUACAUUUCUUCCCAUGGAGUUGGGAAUUCCAAGCAAGCAGCCGACAAAUUACUUUUGCAAGACAUUGACAGCUAGUGAUACUAGUACACAUGGAGGCUUCUCUGUUCCUCGUCGGGCAGCCGAGAAAGUUUUCCCUCCACUGGAUUUCGCACAACAGCCACCAGCUCAGGAACUUAUAGCAAGGGAUCUCCAUGAUGUUGAGUGGAAGUUUAGGCAUAUAUUUCGGGGACAGCCUAAACGGCAUCUACUUACCACUGGCUGGAGUGUCUUUGUUAGUGCUAAAAGACUUGUUGCAGGCGAUUCGGUUCUUUUUAUAUGGAAUGAGAAAAAUCAGCUUCUUUUGGGGAUUCGCCGUGCCACUCGACCGCAAACUGUUAUGCCAUCAUCUGUUUUAUCGAGUGAUAGCAUGCACAUUGGACUUCUUGCAGCUGCUGCUCAUGCUUCUGCAACUAAUAGCUGUUUUACAGUCUUCUAUAAUCCAAGGGCUAGUCCAUCUGAAUUUGUCAUACCCCUUUCAAAGUACAUUAAAGCUGUAUUUCACACACGUGUUUCAGUUGGGAUGCGAUUUCGGAUGCUUUUUGAGACUGAAGAGUCCAGUGUCCGGAGGUACAUGGGUACAAUAACUGGCAUAAGCGAUCUGGAUCCUGUUCGUUGGCCGAAUUCCCAUUGGCGAUCUAUCAAGGUUGGUUGGGAUGAAUCAACUGCAGGUGAAAGGCAGCCAAGGGUAUCAUUAUGGGAAAUUGAACCUCUAACAACUUUCCCAAUGUAUCCGUCAUUGUUUCCCCUUCGGUUGAAACGUCCUUGGCAUCCUGGGGCUUCAUCUAUCCAUGAUAACAGAGAUGAAGCAGCUAACAGCUUAAUGUGGUUAAGGGGGGGUACUGCUGACCAAGGACUUCACUCGUUAAAUUUUCCGGCUGUUAAUAUGUUUCCCUGGAUGCAGCAGAGACUGGAUCCAACUUUGAUGGCAACUGAUCAUGGUCAGCAGUACCAAGCCAUGUUGGCUACCGGUUUGCAGAAUGUAGGAAGUGGAGAUCCCUUGAGACAACAAAUGAUGCACUUUCAGCAGCCUUUCCACUAUCUUCAGCAGUCUGGUAGCCAUAGCCAUAAUAAUCCACUGUUGCAGCUUCAGCAUCAACAGAUUUCUCAUAAUAUGCCACAGACACAAACCCACAUUUCGAAUGAGAAUCUCUCUCCGCACCACCUUUUACCACAACAGUUCAACAAUCAAGCGGAGGAGCACGCUGCAACCCAGCAACAGCAACAGCAGCAGCAACACACUUAUCAUGAUGCACUUCAGAUCCAAAGUGAACAGUUGCAUCAAAGGCAGCAGCUGAAUGUGCCCUCUUCAUCGAUACCCAAAACUGAUUUCUUGGAUUCAAGCACAAAGUUUUCAGCAUCAAUGACUACCCCUAGACAAAAUGUACUUGGUUCACUGUGUCCUGAAGGCAGUGGCAAUCUUUUGAACUUGACAAGAGAUGGUCAGUCAUUAAUCCCUGACCAGUUACCUCAACAAUCUUGGACCACAAAGUAUGCACAUCCACAGGUCAAUGCUUUUGCCAACUCAAUGUCACUUCCACCAUAUGCUGGAAAAGAAACCACCAUGGGGCAGGAAAACUCUAAUUCAGAUUCUCAGAAUCCUACUCGUUAUGUUGUUAAUGUAGAAUCGUCUGGACUUCUACUUCCAACCGUAGUGCCUAGUUUUGCUACUUCAAGCAAUGCUGAUGUGUCCUCAAUGCCACUGGGGGAUUCUGGAUAUAGGAGUUCUCUGUAUAAUAGCAUGCAGGACUCUUCUGAGACAUUGCAUGGUACAGAGCAAAUUGACACCCCGAACCCUGCUCGUACGUUUGUUAAGGUUUAUAAAUCAGGUUCGGUUGGUCGCUCACUGGACAUCUCUCGGUUCAGCAGCUACCAUGAGCUGCGAGAAGAGCUGGCGCAGAUGUUUGGAAUUGAGGGAAAAUUAGAAGAACCUCUUAGAUCAGGCUGGCAGCUUGUAUUUGUCGACAGGGAGAAUGAUGUGCUUCUCCUUGGAGACGAUCCAUGGGAGGCAUUUGUGAAUAAUGUCUGGUAUAUCAAGAUCCUUUCACCAGAGGAUAUGCACAAGAUGGGGGAGCAAGCAGUUGAAUCCUUUAGCCCAAAUGCGGGUCAAAGAAUGAAUAGCAGUGGUGGUGGUGAUAGUCAAGAUCACCUUUCUGGCUUACCAUCUUAUGGCUCACUUGAAUAUUGAGAGAGAGCACAAUUUAUGGUAUGAAAUACUGUCUCCCGUUAGAUCGAGUCUGUCUAUGGGCAGAAACCUUAUAAGUUGAGUGUGCAUUAUUAAAGGAUUUUCUUGUUUUGUUGUGUAAAAACUCCCCCUUUAUUUUCCUUUCUCUUUGCAUUAGCAUUUGUAGAUGUCCUUUUUAUCAGACACUUAGCUGAGGAAUUUGUGCUUCAUGGAUAAGAAUAUGUACGACUUUGGAAAAAGAAAGUAAAUGUUGAAAGCCAUUUGUAGCUUUUAGCUGAAAUAAAUAGGAGUUAAAUCAA